This is a messenger RNA of Cajanus cajan (pigeon pea), 378 nucleotides long. RefSeq lists its product as uncharacterized. The record is from RefSeq and is a predicted model, not a curated record. NCBI's taxonomy places the organism in Eukaryota, Viridiplantae, Streptophyta, Magnoliopsida, Fabales, Fabaceae.
AUGGAGAGCUCUUCUAAAAGAUCAAAGAUCUCUAAAUCUGGGCAAUACUCAAUGUUUUCUAACACAGAUGCAGCCAGUGAUGGUCAAGAAUAUGACCCAACAACCCCAAUGUCUAGUCUAAUAGGUCAAAAAGUAACGAAAAGAAAUAGUAAAACAAUGGUUGACGAAACAUCUUCUGACAAAAAGGAGUUGGAUAAUAUGACAAAAACAAUGUUAGAAAGAAGUAUUGCAGUAAAGAAAUUGGUUGAAGCGAAGGAGGCUACUAACUUUAGUACAAUGUAUGACAUUCUCAUGAAGGACACAUCUGGAAUGACUGAGAAGCAACUCAAAGAUCAUGAAUUGGCUUGUAAGUUUAUUAAGUACAAAUUAGGAGAAUAA